Molecule: messenger RNA, 663 nt
Organism: Fomitopsis serialis
Lineage: Eukaryota; Fungi; Basidiomycota; Agaricomycetes; Polyporales; Fomitopsidaceae
Exons: 4
Coding region: 1-606 (201 amino acids)
Source: RefSeq, a predicted model, not a curated record
AUGCUCCUGGCCCUCCGUCGCAUUUUCCUCGUCGCGUUGCUGAUCGCCACUCUUCCGGCCGUCGUGAUGACCGCAGUCGUGCACGGCUUGGAAGUGAAUUACGACGGCUUCUGCUGUCCCAGAGGGCAGGUGAAGACGUCGUCAGGUUUGACCGUGACUUUCGCCUUCGCGCGCCUUCGCUUGGGAGGCGGUGCGUCCACAUCCGCGUUCCGCUUCCUCUUCCUGUUGACUGCCUUUACGUCGUCGUCGAGCGUCGUUUGGGAGGUCGACGCGAGCGAUGUUUGGGAGGUCGACGCGAGCGACGUUUGGGAAGUCGGCGCGAGCGACGUUUGGGAGGUCGGCGCGAGCGACGCGCAAUACGCCUUGCUCGUCAACCGAGGGUCGAUCCCCAUGCAGGGGAGGGCGACGUCCAAACUGUCCCGCAGUGUUUGCUCUUCUACGGGCACUUUCGGACUAAUCCGCCAUGCCUUCAAUGACAGGAAUACCUCGGAAGGUGGCCGCCAAGAAUCGUUCGGCUUGAUGCUCCUAGGGAGAGACGUUCAGGACAAAGGCUGCGGCCACAACAACGAACAAACAAACCUCUCGGAUGCAGGCAAGGACGCGUGAUGGGGAAUGUUCAAGGCCGUGGAGUCCCUACAGGAAGCAUUUGUAGAUGUCGGCAGC